CAACACGUAGAGACACACUUCUCUGGACCCCAAACGCUUUCAACUGCUGGAUCUUUCUCUUGCUUUGGUGUGUGUUGAACAGUAAAGCACCCUGAAGCACCAUGACAGGGUGGUGUACCACACGCUGCUUGGAGCUGAUAUCUGUCUUCCACUGACAAUCCAUCUGAAAAACAAUUAUGUGUCAGUCGGCGGUGCCAGCGGCCAGACUGGGCCUGAACAGUGCUGACCCGCUGGUGAGAGAGGCUUUUCUGAUGGCUCGUGACUACAUAGACUAUGUAACCACAGGGGGGGCCGAUGGCACCAUGGGUCCUGCCCCCACAUCCUGCUCCAGAGCGCUGCGCCAUGCUGGAGACGAGCUCCUCACCCGCUUCCCCAUCUUCUUCAGACGCUGGCCUCGAGUCUUCCAGGAUGUGACGGAGAAAACAGCCUGCCCCACGCUCUUGAGCAUCCUGGACGAGCACUUCUUCGCCCCGGUGCCUGGGGGGAGGCGCAGGGAGCUGGCCUGGAGCGCAGUGCUCUCAGUGUAUGUGCUGGCAGGCCAGAUGGCUCUACAUUGCCAUGAAAGGGGCAUGGUGGUGGUCCUGCCUCAGCUGAAGGAGUGUGUGGGGGCGUAUGUGGAGAGAGUCGUCUGCCCUGAGAUACGAGAUGGCGGAGGAUGGGUAAAAUAAUACAAGCGGAUUAUUUAAACUUCAUGUAGAGUUGGGUGAGGUACUUAUCCAUAAUAGCACAGAGGCCAUGU
This is a messenger RNA of Notothenia coriiceps (black rockcod), 739 nucleotides long. RefSeq names its product BCL2 like 16 (gene bcl2l16). Gene Ontology annotation, cellular component: mitochondrial outer membrane. Gene Ontology annotation, biological process: intrinsic apoptotic signaling pathway in response to DNA damage; release of cytochrome c from mitochondria; extrinsic apoptotic signaling pathway in absence of ligand. The transcript is spliced from 2 exons. The coding region runs from base 177 to 668 and encodes 163 amino acids. Gene Ontology annotation, molecular function: BH domain binding. The record is from RefSeq and is a predicted model, not a curated record. NCBI's taxonomy places the organism in Eukaryota, Metazoa, Chordata, Actinopteri, Perciformes, Nototheniidae.